CUUACAACCUCAAUCAACACACUGCUACUCGCACUUAGAUCUACUAUCGCCAUGUUGAUUCUGUCUCUUCGCAACAUGAGCCCUAUGGAAUGGCUCAUAGCGGCUUUUGUGAUUAGUCUUCUCGUAUACCUAGCAAAUGUCGUAUAUAACCUAUUCUUUCACCCCCUGGCCAAUAUCCCCGGUCCGUUUCUUGCCAGAGCAAGUCAAAUACCUUCGUGGUACCACGCAAACCGAGGUGACCGGCAUGUCUGGCUAUGGCAACAGUUUCAGAUAUAUGGCGACAAGAUACGCCCGGAGCCAAACGCAGUCCUGUUCAACAACCCUGCAGCUUACGCGGAUAUAUAUGGCCUGAAAUCAAAUGUACGACGAAGCGAGUUCUACAAAGAUGCCCAAGUCGAUGGCUCCGAAGCUACAACGAUUGCUACGCUUGACGUCGCCGAACAUGCGCGGAAACGAAAGCUCCUUAGCCUCGCUUUCACGGAGAAUUCGGUGCGCGCCGCGUCAAGUUUCGUUAUCCAGCAUUUGGACCGUUGGAACCAACUUCUUAUUGAGGACGACGAUUCCAGUUGGUCGCCUGCGGUUGACAUUUCGGAGAAGAUAGACGGUCUAGUCUUCGAUAUCAUGGGGGAUCUCAGUUUUGGGAAGUCUUUCAAUGUUAAGGAACCUGGCGCCAACCCCCUGAAAACCGUGCCCCACAGCAUUUCUGAUUAUGUGAAAUUGAGUAAUUCGAUUGGCCGCUCUCCUUUUCGUAAUUACAUUCUUUGGCUAAAGCGUGGGGGCUUGGACAAGCUUUUCGCCUUGUUGACACCACCACCUAUCCGACAAUAUAAACAGUUUAUUCAUGAUAGUGUCACUAAGAGGAUUGCCUUGCAUCAGGAACAGGCUGAGAAACCGGAAGCCGAGCGGCGCCAGGAUAUGUUCUAUUUUCUGUGCGAAGCCCGUGACACCGACACUGGCCUUCCAGCGUAUAACGAGGCCCAGCUCCGAGCGGAGGCCAACCUAUUAAUUAUUGCCGGGUCUGAUACUACAUCUGUCAGCCUCUCUGGCAUAUUAUUUUACAUAACAGGCGACAGCCAUCGCUACCAGAAGCUUGUUCAGGAAAUUCGUACGGAGUUCAAAUCCACUGACGAUAUUGUGUACGGACCCAAGCUUUCCUCUUUAGUAUACUUACGGGCGUGCAUUGAAGAGGGAAUGCGUCUUGCUCCGGCGCUCCCUAGCGAUCUUCCCCGAGAAGUGCUUUCAGGAGGGAUCGAGAUCCAAGGAGAGUAUUUUCCACCAGGAAUCAAUGUUGGUACGACCAACUGGGCACUAUCCCGUAAUCAGGAGGUUUACGGCGACCCUGAAGUGUUUCGUCCUGAGCGCUGGAUUGUAGACGAGGCUACGGGUGUAACGGAGAAGGACGUGAAUAGGGCGCGGUCUGGUAGUCACCCUUUUGCCGGAGGACCUGGUAGGUGUCUUGGACAAAACUUCGCAAUGAUGGAAAUGAUGAUUGUAAUCGCUCGGACUCUUCACCGGUUUGAUGUCAGGAGGGAACCAGGCUCUACGUUGGGGUCGGGGAGACCCGAAUAUGGAUGGGGCGCACGCGAUAGCAAGCAAUUCCAGCUGUCUGACGCGUAUGUUUCAAUGCGACGUGGCCCAAUGUUACAGUUCAGAAAGAGGCAGCAGUCAGAUUAACCCUAGGGUGAAUGGUCAAGUAACUCGAAUUCAUAGCAAUAGUAUACUCGAGUUGAGGGUAUUAGGUCGAGGUUAGGAUAGGAGCACUCGUACUAUUCACGAUGCUCUUUUUGGAUAUGUCAUACAAACAAAACAGACUAUCUAGGCGGACAAGGAAUAAUCCAACAUCAUUCCGAGAAAC
Daldinia loculata is the source of this 1855-nucleotide messenger RNA. RefSeq names its product cytochrome P450. Gene Ontology annotation, molecular function: oxidoreductase activity, acting on paired donors, with incorporation or reduction of molecular oxygen; iron ion binding; heme binding. The coding region runs from base 52 to 1674 and encodes 540 amino acids. The transcript is spliced from 3 exons. The record is from RefSeq and is a predicted model, not a curated record. Lineage: Eukaryota; Fungi; Ascomycota; Sordariomycetes; Xylariales; Hypoxylaceae.